AUGUUGAAAUACAUAUUAAUAUUUCAUCUAUUCGCAAGUGUUACUCUCGCUUUUCAUUUAUAUAACACGGAUGUAUCAAGUUACAGUGAUUACAAAGAUUGCUUAUAUUCUUUUACUGUAAAAAGUGAUACCAUAGAAUGGUAUUUAAUACCAUAUUGUAUUCAAUAUAAUAUGAAAGAUUCUGGUCAUGAUGGUGAUGAGCAAUGUUAUGGUCGUUGCCCAGACAAACCUGAUUUAUUGUACAUUGGUCAAUGUACGACAGCAUCUGAUUUUGGUUGUCAAUAUCUUCGCGGUGUCUAUUCACCACCUAUCCAAUAUAUCUUUCGAGAAAAUUGUAAUCAUCAAGUUAAAUUACUUUAUUCGAUCGACAAUGAAACAGAUGAAACAAGUUGUAAUGCAUGGCCACCGGCCUAUUGUGACGGUUACUGGGAUGUCAAUAAUGGAGAAGACGAGCUCAAUUGCACAAAUACGACUGUGUCUUACAUUACACAUAGAGUUUUUCAAUGUAAUUUAAACGAACAUUACUGUGUAUAUUUAAAUGGAACUAUGGGUUGUUUGUCCAAAGAACGUGCAGGAGAUGGUUUCAUCGAUUGUUUGGGAGGAACAGAUGAAAGAACAACAGCGUGUGUUUCUUGCGACGGUUUUGAUAGGUUUUAUUGCUCGAAUACCACUGAUAAAUUCUUAGAUGACAGCAGUAUUGCGUCUCCACUUGUAUGCAUAUCGCGUUUUCUACUUUGUGACCAGACGGAAGACUGUCCUCAUGGCGACGACGAAUUAAUGUGUCACCGGGUAGAGAAUGGUGAGUGCCCUAUAGAGACGGAUUUUAUGUGCCAUAAUGGCACAUCUAUUGAUCGUGAACAACAAUGCAACGAUAUCAUUGAUUGUCACCCAAACGCUGAAGAUGAAUGGUUUUGCGACCUUUUCAAGCGAAAGAGUUUGAAAUUUGCUCUGAAUAAAAUCGAAGCAUAUCCUUCUAUUAUUAUUGAUUCGACGUACCCACCGAAUAUUGUUGCUACUCAAUCAUACGUUGCAUCACGUCCAAUCGAUGAUACUUCAUAUAAAAAUGUGAAUCCACUCGAUAAUUGGUUUUGUAAUCGUGGUAUUAUUGUCAGGAAACGAUCUUCCUCUGCUGAAUGCUUUUGUCCACCUAGUUACUACGGUCGAAGAUGUGAAUAUCAAUCGGAACGUUUGUUCGUUAUUCUUCGAUUAGAUAGACCAGUUAGCCUGAGUGGACAUCAAAAUCAUCAGUAUGCUAUUCGAUUAAUGGCUUAUUUAGUGCUUGAUGAUAUUGUAGUUCACUAUCAAGAAAUUCUACAUGCGACUUUCAUGAAACAAAUGUUUUAUCUCAAUUAUCCGCGUCCAGCACCAAAACCACGUGGCAACUGGACUGUUCGUCUCGAUGCUUUUGCUGUUACCNAUUAUUGUCAAAAUAAUGGACGAUGUGUACAGAACAAUUUCAAUGGAGUAUGGGACUUUGGCUGUGUGUGUAGUGAAUGUACAUAUGGAUCAUUAUGUCAAUUAACAACAUCUGAAUAUGCCUUCUCGUUAGAUAUGAUGCUCGGCCAAGAUAUUCGCGCAAACGUAUCGUUGUCUAAUCAGUCUUUCUUCAUCAAAUUUGUAUUGGCACUUUUUAUUCUGAUGCUAUUAUUUGGCUUUAUAUCAAAUUUGCUGUCAUUGAUAAUAUUUAAAAAGCAACUAAAUGUCCAAAAGUAUGGAUGUGGUGUGUAUCUCUUUUUCUUACCUAUAGUUGGUCAGUUUGGAUUGACUGUAUUCAUUGGUCGGUUCAUCUAUGUGUUGGGAACGCAGUUGUACAAUGUCAAUAAUCGAUCAGCUGCUCGUUGGAGUUGCGUCAGUCUGGAAUAUUUUCUUAGUACUUGUCCGAUGUUAUUUGAUUGGUUAACAGCAUGUGUGGCAGUCGAACGAAGUGUUAGUGUAAUCAAAGGUGUCGCCUUUAAGAAGUCCGACAGUGUUUGGUGGGCGAAACGGGUUAUUUGUUCACUUCUAAUCAUUGUUUUUCUCAGUUCUUGGCACAUACCAUUCAUCCAUGAUAUAAUCGAUGAUCCACGAGCAACAGCUCUGCAUGUAUGGUGUGUGAUCAGAUUUCCACGGUCAUCACUUCGAUACUAUCGUCUUACAGUGAACUUGAUCAAUUUAAUUAUUCCAGGUUUGAUUAGUGUCGUUGCCACAGCAUUCACGUUGCACAAACAAACGCGCCUUAAACAGGCACUGCUGGCCAACGAUUCGAAAGAGAAAGGUUAUCUGAAAUCAUUGAAGAAACAGCUUCCCUUCUAUGGCAGCCCGCUUGCAUUGGUAGUUUUCAGUUUGGUUCGACUCAUCUUCUCAUUCACACUAAUCUGUAUUACUAAGCAAUGGCAAAAAUAUGUCUAUCUGACAGCCUAUUUUAUCUCUUUUACUCCAUUGAUGGGAACCUUUCCGAUUUUUGUUUUGUCAGCCAAGAUUUAUAGAACAGAGCUUGAAAAUUUCUGGAAACAAUUAGUUGAAAAAUUGCGAGGACCAUCGGCCUAG
Molecule: messenger RNA, 2526 nt
Organism: Adineta ricciae
Lineage: Eukaryota; Metazoa; Rotifera; Eurotatoria; Adinetida; Adinetidae
Source: the annotation of a GenBank genome assembly